AUGAUCGUUCUUCCAGGGGACGUUCUCCCCAUCCCCUCAUCUUCAUCGGUCAAACUCGGCCCCGGCCUCCUCCCAACGCCGCACACCUCCACCCUAACCGCCAUACGCCCUGGCUCCAUCGGCAUUCUUCCCUCCACCAAAACGACCUCCACCGCGGCAUGGGUCGAAACGAACACCCACCGCUACGUACCCUCACCCUCCGACCCUGUCAUCGGUCAGAUCACCGCUCGUUCCGCAGAAGGCUAUACCGUGACCCUCUUUUCCGCGCACACGGCCACUUUGCCCGCCCUGUCCUUCGAAGGAGCCACCAAACGACACAGACCAAACCUCAAGAUCGGCUCCCUCGUGUACGCGCGCGUCGUGUCCGCAGAUCGGUUCACCGAACCCGAACUAACCUGUGUCAACCCCGUCACGGGCAAGAGCGACGGCUUUGGAGAUCUCAAGACGACCGAUGAGCGGGGGGAACGGAACGGCGUGGCGAUGCUAUUCAGGGUGAGCGUAGGAUUGUGUAGGAGUUUGCUCAGGCCAGGGAAUGGGGUGUUGAAGAGUGUUGCCGCGCACUGCGCGUUCGAGGCUGCGGUAGGGGCGAAUGGAGCGGUGUGGGUGCGAGCGGGGGAGACGAGGCACGUGUUGGCCGUGGGAAAGGUGCUCAGCGAGGCAGAUGCGGGGAAGACGGUGUGCGAUGCGGACGAGGUGGUGGAUGACGGGGAGGAGGUCGACGCGGAAUAUGUGGUCAAGAACAGAGGUAGGGAGCUCGAUCCCAAGCGGAUCAAGGCCAUUGUGGGAGAGUUCUUGUAA
Molecule: messenger RNA, 798 nt
Organism: Kalmanozyma brasiliensis GHG001
Lineage: Eukaryota; Fungi; Basidiomycota; Ustilaginomycetes; Ustilaginales
Product: Exosome complex RNA-binding protein 1/RRP40/RRP4
Exons: 1
Coding region: 1-798 (265 amino acids)
Biological process (GO): nuclear polyadenylation-dependent rRNA catabolic process; exonucleolytic trimming to generate mature 3'-end of 5.8S rRNA from tricistronic rRNA transcript (SSU-rRNA, 5.8S rRNA, LSU-rRNA); poly(A)-dependent snoRNA 3'-end processing
Cellular component (GO): nuclear exosome (RNase complex); cytoplasmic exosome (RNase complex)
Molecular function (GO): RNA binding
Source: RefSeq, a predicted model, not a curated record